CGGAAGCCGGUCGCAGGAAACAGCUGCGAUCCAUGGCUGACACGGAAGAGGAAAACCUGCAGAGCCAAAUUGAUGAGAUUGAAGCUUUGUCAUCUAUAUAUGGAGAUGACUGGUGCGUCAUCGAUGAAGCUGCAAGAAUAUUUUGCAUUACCAUCUCAGACUCUACUGAUCAGCUAACGUGGACCCUUUGCUUACAGGUUAUACUGCCUCCGGAAUACCCAUCUUCUGCACCACCUCUUUAUCAGCUAAAUGCUCCUUGGCUGAGGGGUCAAGACCGUGCUGUCUUAUCAAAUAGUCUGGAAGAAAUCUAUUUGCAAAACAUUGGUGAGAACAUACUUUAUCUAUGGGUAGAGAAGAUUAGAGAAUUUCUGGUCGACAAAUCUCAGACUUCUCAGGCCUCUAAUCCAGGUCCAGGCUUUAAAACCACAACCGAGGAAGCUUUUCUUGACGAUGACAGUGAAAUCCUACCUAAUUCUGAGUUACCAAAUGUCUUGCUACAGAACGCAGUUCUUGAAGCAUUUAUUGAAACCUCAGAAGUUAAUUGUUCUUUAGCAACUACAGAAGAAACACCUACAAUUGCACAUGGAGAGCCCAUUAGUGAUCGAAGAAGUACAUUUCAGGCACACUUGGCUCCAGUAGUCAACACAUCUCAGGUUAAAGCUUUGCUGAAAAAGUUAUAUGAAAACAAGAAGAUUGCUGCCGCCACUCACAACAUUUAUGCAUAUAGGAUACAUUCUAAAAAAACCAAUACGUUUAUACAAGACUGUGAAGACGAUGGUGAAACUGCAGCAGGAAAACGACUGCUCCAUCUUAUGCAGAUCUUAGAUGUGCAUGAUGUCAUGGUCGUGGUAUCACGGUGGUAUGGAGGUAUUCUUCUUGGACCAGAUCGCUUCAAACAUAUCAACAACUGUGCACGAAACAUACUGGUGGAGCAUAACUACACUCACGCUUCAGAAGAAUUGGCUAAGCAUACUGCGAAAAACAAAAACACCCCAAAGGAAAAUAAAAAGAGGACAGAACACUAAAAAUUAUUUGACCAUGCUCAGUAAUUGCUUCCAGCAUUAAGUAAAUAACAAUGCCCAAUAUGGGGCAUAAUCCCAGAAUACUACGUUCCAGCUCUACCAACGCUGUGGCAGAUGUGUUGUGAUACGGUGUUUUCACAGUUCUCCUGGCAAGAACAUCCCUGCAGCAAGAAAACAAGACACCAAAAUCAGUGGCACAGAGGUUACGGAAGCAAAGGAACCAGCUGCAUGCACUACAAACCCAACAACCUUUUGGAGACGGUUUGUAAAGCCGUGUAACAUCAAUGGGCAAAUUGAGGUCAACAUAAAAAAUCUCUACAGGAAUAUAAUUGUUUUAUAAAGUUAAAAAUAAAUUGUAUUUCCUGUUUUAUAUAAAAUGACCUCCUUUGGGAUAUUUUGAAGAUCAAUAAAAAGAAGAACUUGGAAAGGCUGAA
Spea bombifrons (plains spadefoot toad) is the source of this 1456-nucleotide messenger RNA. RefSeq names its product impact RWD domain protein (gene IMPACT). Bases 33 to 1025 code for a protein of 330 amino acids. Gene Ontology annotation, biological process: regulation of translational initiation. The transcript has 11 exons. Gene Ontology annotation, cellular component: cytoplasm. Gene Ontology annotation, molecular function: protein binding. Lineage: Eukaryota; Metazoa; Chordata; Amphibia; Anura; Pelobatidae. The record is from RefSeq and is a predicted model, not a curated record.